CGCCCCGGCCGCUGGCAUCAGUCGCCGUCGCUCCUGCUCGCGCGUCACACCUCGCCAGGUGCUCACAGUGCUAGUGAACAGAGUGUGUGCGAUGCUCGGACGGUGAUCGGGAUGGUGAAUUACGUGAACCCGCUCGCCAUGUACCAGGGCAAGCAGUACGGCAGCGGCGGCUGGUACGGCUGGCAGCCGCAGAGCUUCGAGGAGCAGCAGUGGUGCGGCGCGUGGGGCGGCGGCGAGUGGGCGCCGGAGGGCCACCACUUCCCCAAGCGCGAGCCGGGCGAGCGGGACGCGGGCGAGCUGCCGUCCCCGGCGCGCGGCGACCCCAGCCCCGGCGCCUCGCCCUGCGCGCGCCCCGCGCAGCCCCCGCCGCCCCCAAGGUCGCCCUACGAGUGGAUGAAGAAACCCAACUACCAAACACAACCCAAUCCAGAAAACGACCAUUCCGAAGCUUACAGUAAAACGCGGACGAAGGACAAGUACCGCGUGGUGUACAGCGACCACCAGCGGCUGGAGCUGGAGAAGGAGUUCCACUACUCGCGCUACAUCACCAUCCGACGCAAGGCAGAGCUGGCCGCCAGCCUCGGGCUCUCGGAACGACAGGUAAAAAUCUGGUUCCAAAACCGGCGCGCCAAAGAGCGGAAACAAGUGAAGAAACGCGAGGAAGUAGUGAUGAAGGAGAAGGGCGACCACGCGUCGCUUCAGCACGCCCAGCUCCACCACGCCACCAUGCUGCACCACCAGCAGAUGAUGAGCGGCAUGAUGCAUCACCACCACUACCACCAGGGGGUGCUGCAGGGCGUGCCCGAGCCCCUCGUGCCCGGCGCGCCGCCCGUGCCGCUGCUGUGACCGGGAGACGAAUAUUGUGAACCCUACCCACAGUGAACUCUAAAGACUUGAAUGCUUUGUGCUGCGAGCCCAGUGUUGAUUAAAGUUUUAGCUAAUGAAAGACUAUCGGUGGUACCGAUUAUUUUAACUUCGGCAUGAUCUUUGUGAUAAAAAUGAGUGCAAUAUUCAUGCGAGGAUAUUCUAAACCGCUUGUGUUCCAUUUUGCCGCUAUCAGAAGAUCUCUUGAUAAGUUUACUAUUCUGUUUAAUAGGCUGUGUUGUUUAGACAAAGGACUCGUUUAACUGACAACACCGGUGAUACAAUCUUAAAUAAAUACAGUCUAUUGAAAUCAGAAUCACAGGUUUUAUGGCAAAACAAAUUGGAAAUGGAAGUGGUAGCACGCUUUAUUAUUUAAUUUUUACUGAACGAUGUAAAACAAUUCGAUAAUUUGAAUGUCAAUUUUCAUUGUAAAUAUAAAUGCCUAUAUUUUUAUAUUAUAAUUAUAUUGAUUAAAAUUAUUAUUUGUAAAUGAAUGCAAAUGGUAUUUCUCAAUGCCACAAGUGCCUUAUCUUUAAAAUUAUGUGGUCACUGAAAUAGUUUGGAGUUGUAUAAAUUAAAUUGUUGAUAUUUAAUAGUUAUAGCUUUAAGCGGCAAUACCAGAUACAUUUCAUUAUUUUAUCAACUAACAGCCAUUGCCACGUUACAUCAAUUAAAAAAAAUAAAAUAAUGCAGCCUGUGUCGUGUCCCACUGCUGGGCAAAGGCCUACUUAUGAACUGACCACCGUUCCCGAUCCUGUGCUUCUUUCGGCCGUUACACCAAUAUACUAUUUAAAUUAGUUUCAUUCAAUCGCUUUAGAUUCUUACUCAAAAUUCUACCUGCAUUUUUCCGACAUUCAUUUUUAAUAUUUUCUAAAUCGUUAAAUGAAGUAAAAUUUUUAGUUGAACAGAGCCUCAUUUCUACUACUUAAAGGAAUCUCACUGAUAGUGAUAAUAUGAAAUUUUCCACUGAACGUAUUUUCCGCGUGCAUUUGUGGCCUUGAGAAGUAGUUCUAAUGUGUAAUGUAUGCUUUAAGUUGGAACGAAUAUGAGAUUAUUACGGCUGUUCCGUUCCAGUGACAUCUCGGUCGUCCAUUGUUUUAUAUGUUUAAUGCUUUAUUUGAUUUACAUAAUACUUGUACUGAAGUUGUACGUGAAUAAGUGCCUGUGUCAAGUUGUUGCUUGAUCCCUAGGACAAACCGAGACUAUGAUUAGAAGGAGCAAGCCCUUACCUUAAGUGUAAUUACUAUACUGUAAAUAGCUUAAAAUGUAGCUUAAUUUAUCUAGUAGAUAUGCCAGUUCUAUAAGACUUAUGUGGUAAAUAUUUAAUAAUGAUUAUAAACUAAUCACCUUCGAAUUAAAAUCCUAAUAAGUGGAUGACGCCAGGGAGAAUGGUAAUUCAAUUAUUUGACAAUUUAUACAUAAAUAAUUUUAAGGAUUAUUUUCAAUUUUAUUUAUAUUGCUGCCAACGCAGCUGUGCACAAGACGUAUUAUUUCAGUUGUUGAUUUGAAAUAUGCUUUGUUUUGUGCAAGUUUUUCGGACUGUUUUGUUUGUUGCUUGCGACGAAUGUUUCCUACCUUAAAUUUUUCUUGCCAUUUGAAAUUUUGUUAUAAAUUAUUUCAGGAGUUAAAAUAUGCAAUAUUAUGUAAUAUUUUUGAUGAUGAUUAAAUUAGAAUGUUUGAAAAUGCGUUAGGUCUGUUUGGAAAGUUUUGAUGUUUGAUAUAUUUGUGAUCACGAGGAGUGGGGAACUGUUAGAUUUACCGAGCACUGUCACAAAACACGUUUGAUAAACUAAAUAAAUCCAUGUUAAUCCAUA
This is a messenger RNA of Plutella xylostella (diamondback moth), 2678 nucleotides long. The record is from RefSeq and is a predicted model, not a curated record. NCBI's taxonomy places the organism in Eukaryota, Metazoa, Arthropoda, Insecta, Lepidoptera, Plutellidae.